UGAUAACACGUAUACACCUGCAUAUUAUUGAGGUUAAAAUACUAUUAACGAGUGUUUUCGAGAUAAUUGAAACUAAGCUGCUAUCCACUUAUAAAAUAGAACAUCUCCAACAAAUACUGCCAUAAAAUGCGUGUAAAGUUGAAGUAAACAAUGUUUUAUAUUUCUCUGUGUCUGUGUUUAUUGUUCGUGUCUACAUAUGGGGCAAACAUUUUAUGUAUCUUUAUGACCCCUAGUGUCAGCCAUCAAAUUGUUUUCCAACCGGUAUGGAAAGAACUGUCUUUGAGAGGCCAUCAAGUGUCUGUAUACACGCCCAGUCCUAUAAACGACAAAUCUCUAACUAACUUGACCGAACACGAUUUGAGUUUUAGUUAUGAAGUAUUUAGAAAUGCCAGUAACUUUGAAAUAUCCGAUAGUGCAUCAGAUGAGAACGUUAUGAAUGUGAUUUUGGCACUUAACGAAGCAGCCGAAUCACAACUUAACCAUUCCUUCCUACAGGAUGUAAUCAAAAACGUUAAUAACGACACGUACGAUUUGCUGAUUGUGGAAUUCAUGUGGCAGUCGUUCUACGCCUUCAAGGAAGUCUAUAAAGUUCCUAUGGUUGGACUGUUGUCUAUACCGAUUAGUACUACUAUGGCGGAUGCUCUGGGUAUCGACAAACAUCCGGUAGUUCAUCCGGAUGUUUUCCUGAAGUUUUCGUUCGCCAGAAAUUUUAAGGAAAGAUUAGAGAGCUGGAUAUUUUCUUGGGCGUAUAGGUUAUUUUUUAGAUACAAAAUUGCACCUGUUUUCGAUAAACAGAUAAAAAAGUAUUUUAGCGAUGUUACGAAAUCCUCCAACCAGUUAGUGAAAGAAGUAGAAUUAGUUAUUGGAAGUUCUAAUUUUGCUCUAGAUAAUGUGAAGGCAAGAAAUGGAAAAUAUAUCCCUGUUUCUUCUUUGCACGUUCAACCUAUACAGCCUUUACCAAAAGAUUUAGCAGAGUAUCUAGAUAAUCUAAAAACAGAUGUGAUAUAUUUUAGUUUAGGAACAAAUGUAAAAUCUUCUAAAAUACCCAAGGAGUCAAUGGAUAUUAUAAUAAAAGUUCUAGCAGCCCUGCCUUAUAGUAUUCUCUGGAAAUCCGACCUUAUCAAUUUGCCAAAAAAUAUUCCCAAAAAUUUCCAUAUUCGGAAAUGGUAUCCUCAACAAGAUCUUUUGGGACAUGCGAAAAUAAAGCUAUUUAUAACACAAGGAGGUUGUCAAUCUAUUGACGAAGCAGUGGAUAGAAGGGUUCCUAUGUUGAUAAUGCCGGUGUAUGGGGAUCAGCCAAACAAUGCUGAUAAAUGCGUCAGCAGAGGCAUCGCCGAAAGGAUUAAUAUUUAUGAUUUUACAAGCGACGAGCUUCGAACUAAACUGGACACACUUUUAAAUAAUUCAUCGUACAAGGCGAACAUAAUAAAACUAGCAGAAAUAAUGCGAGACCAGCCCCUGUCAGCACUAGACACAGCAGUAUUUUGGAUUGAAUACGUCAUCAGGCACAAAGGGGCGUCGCAUUUGCAACCGGCAACUUUAACGUUACCUUUCUACCAGUAUUAUUUGUUAGACGUUUAUCUUUUUGUCGGUUUCAUCUUUUACAUAUUCGUUUAUAUAAGUAAAAAGAUUGUUUCUAGUUUUUCAAAACGGUUUAAAGCAAAGAAAAAACAGAAAAGCAAUUAAUAAAAGAGUUUGAAAAUG
Molecule: messenger RNA, 1704 nt
Organism: Sitophilus oryzae (rice weevil)
Lineage: Eukaryota; Metazoa; Arthropoda; Insecta; Coleoptera; Curculionidae
Product: UDP-glucuronosyltransferase 1-7C-like
Exons: 4
Coding region: 151-1686 (511 amino acids)
Molecular function (GO): UDP-glycosyltransferase activity
Source: RefSeq, a predicted model, not a curated record